AUGGCAGAUAAAGUCCGUGAAAAGAAUCAAUACGCCUUCUUGAAACAGAAAUAUUCCGGGAUUGGAAACGCCGACACUUCUCGUGAAGAGUUCCUCACUACAGUAUACAAUGAUACCGUUGCAUCACUAGCCCAUCACAAACAUUUGAAUUACUAUAAUCUGGUUGUGACUAAUAAACAUCCGAAUUUUAUAAAACAAGAGAUGAUUAAGAAGAUAAAACCAAAGCCGGCAUCUAACGGGAAACAUAAUGAUGUUAUUACAAAGAGAUGA
Messenger RNA from Lodderomyces orthopsilosis Co 90-125, 270 nucleotides. RefSeq names its product U2 snRNP complex subunit YSF3. The transcript has a single exon. Bases 1 to 270 code for a protein of 89 amino acids. The record is from RefSeq and is a predicted model, not a curated record. Lineage: Eukaryota; Fungi; Ascomycota; Pichiomycetes; Serinales; Debaryomycetaceae.